UUAAAUUUAUAUUUGGGUUUUUUCAUAAUAGGCUUAUCGUCGCAUUGCGAUGGCAUUUAGAAACCCAUUAGCAAAGAGACAGAGAUAGAGCCCAAAGCGGAAUCCCUCAGGCAAUGCCUUUGGUGUUGGACUAGUGGUAUUUUUGCUCUAAAAAAGUUUCAACGUUGAAGCAACGCGAUCCGACUCAUCGUGAGACGGGGCUUUAGGUUAGAACAGGAACUCCAAACAUACCAAGCCGAAACACAGCAGCAGCAAUGGCGGAGGAUGCAAUACUAGGUUACUUGGCGAGCCACGAAGAGAUCCCAGAUUCAGGUAAGUUCGCAUCCCAACACGGUCUCCAGCAAAACGACGUGGUCAAUGUCAUCAAGAGCCUCCACGGUUUCCGUUACAUCGAUGCUCAGGACAUUAAAAGGGAGAGUUGGAUGCUCACAGACGAGGGUAAAAAGUACGCUGCCGAAGGAUCCCCCGAAGUUCAACUCUUCUUAGCUGUCCCUCCCGAAGGCUUCAUUGCCAAAGAUGAACUACAGAAAAAGCUAGACCCUUCAGUUUUCAAAAUCGGUUGCUCACAAGCUGGAAAAAACAAAUGGGUCGAUAUGGGAAAGCAAGUUUCCAGAAAGGUUCAACAUGUGGAAGACAAGGUCAAGGAUUUGCUUGUAAGAAUACAAGAUGGGCAGACGAUUGACAAAGAUGAUAUUAACUCACUUAAAGCAAGGAAGCUUAUUGUUGCACAAACAUGGAAGGGUUACUCAGUGAGAAAAGGGCCUAACUAUGCCUCUAAAAGAAAGAAAGUUGCUACUGAUUUGACUAGGGAAAAUCUACAGAGGGGUGACUGGAAGGAACUAGAGUUCAAAGAAUAUAACUUCAAUGCUAAAGGACCACUUGCUGAUGCUGGCCAUCUUCACCCAUUGCUCAAGGUGAAACAACAAUUGAAGAACAUAUUUCUUCAGAUGGGUUUUGAGGAGAUGCCAACAAACAAUUUCGUUGAAAGCAGCUUCUGGAACUUUGAUGCAUUGUUCCAGCCACAACAACACCCUGCACGUGAUUCACAUGAUACAUUCUUUCUGGAAGCUCCAUCCACUACUAGGCAACUACCUGAAGAUUAUGUUGAGUUAGUGAAACGUGUUCAUGAGUCUGGUGGUUAUGGCUCCAGGGGAUAUAUGUAUGACUGGAAAAGAGAGGAAGCAAACAAAAACCUGCUGCGUACUCAUACAACUGCUGUCUCCACUAGAAUGCUUUAUGCUCUAGCAAAGCAACCUUUUGCACCCAAAAGAUAUUUCUCUAUAGAUCGUGUGUUCAGAAAUGAAUCUGUGGACCGAACUCAUCUUGCAGAGUUCCAUCAGAUUGAAGGUUUGGUAUGUGACCGGGGGCUUACUCUUGGUGAUUUGAUCGGUGUCCUGAAUGACUUCUUCUCACGACUAGGCAUGUCCAAGUUGCGUUUCAAGCCUGCUUACAACCCAUAUACCGAACCGAGCAUGGAGAUAUUCAGUUAUCAUGAAGGAUUAAAGAAAUGGGUGGAAAUUGGGAAUUCCGGCAUGUUCAGACCUGAAAUGUUGCUUCCAAUGGGAUUUCCAGAGGAUGUUCGUGUCAUUGCUUGGGGCCUUUCCCUUGAAAGACCAACCAUGAUACUCUAUGGAAUCGAUAACAUUAGGGAUCUGUUUGGACACAAGGUGGAUCUUAGUCUCAUCAAACGGAACCCUAUCUGUCGCCUUGGAAUUGAUUAGGUUAUGGGAUAUUCUUGUCCUUCCAUUCUUUCUUUUCCUAAUUGAACCUAGGAUACACCAAUACAGUUUGCACAUGUACUUUUAUAUCAUAUGCAAUGAGCAAUGGCUAUAUCUGAUAAUUUUUUGGUUUCUUUACUUUCAAUUUUUGUGCUGUGAAAAUGACAUGGUGAUAGUGCCUCUGAUCACCAUUUUGCACAUUUUGUUUUUAUUAAAUAAAUUUCAUGCCCAUGAUUUUGGUCAAACUUGAACUUUUUGCAUUGAUGGCUUAAGGAUCGCAUGAAGGCUCUUAUCUUAAAUCUGCAGCUCUGCCUAGCGCCUACACAAGUAAGAAACAUUGUGCAAAGGCUUUCUGAUUUACCAUGUGAUAACCCGUCUAAUAACAGAGGUAUCCUAUCCAUAUUUUGAUAUUUAAAAAUCCAAUGUAGCUGAUCAUUGAUCAUGUCUCUGUUGCAUGAUAUCACCUUUACUGCGUUUUA
Messenger RNA from Durio zibethinus, 2197 nucleotides. RefSeq names its product phenylalanine--tRNA ligase alpha subunit, cytoplasmic. Gene Ontology annotation, biological process: phenylalanyl-tRNA aminoacylation. The record is from RefSeq and is a predicted model, not a curated record. Lineage: Eukaryota; Viridiplantae; Streptophyta; Magnoliopsida; Malvales; Malvaceae. Gene Ontology annotation, cellular component: phenylalanine-tRNA ligase complex; cytoplasm; cytosol. Gene Ontology annotation, molecular function: phenylalanine-tRNA ligase activity; tRNA binding; ATP binding.